Messenger RNA from Strigops habroptila (Kakapo), 2537 nucleotides. It is a transcript of the gene TRIM65, whose product is annotated as tripartite motif containing 65. The record is from RefSeq and is a predicted model, not a curated record. The transcript has 6 exons. Gene Ontology annotation, biological process: positive regulation of autophagy. Bases 14 to 1630 code for a protein of 538 amino acids. Lineage: Eukaryota; Metazoa; Chordata; Aves; Psittaciformes; Psittacidae. Gene Ontology annotation, molecular function: protein binding; zinc ion binding.
UAGUGCAGGCAGGAUGGCAUCACCCAUCUCGCAGAAGCUGGAGGAGAAGCUAGUGUGCUCCAUCUGCCUGGAACUGUUCAGGGUGCCUGUGACCUUGCCAUGUGGGCACAACUUCUGCAAGCGCUGCAUCAGCAACCACUGGCAAAAGCAAAAGCAGGAGCCCACCUGGGCAGAAAGCGGCUACACAUGCCCUGAGUGCCGCAGGGGCUUCAACCAGUGCCCAGAGCUGGAGAAGAAUGUCACCCUGUGCAGCGUGGUGGAGCUGGCACAGGAUGGCGAGGCAUGGGCCUUGGGCACAGAGAGGUGCAAGGUGGCCAGCAGCGAGCUGUGCCCGCAGCACAGGCGCCCACUGGAGCUGUACUGCAAGGAUGAGCAGCGGUGUAUCUGCUGUGUUUGCACGGUGUGGCAGUGCCAGCAGCACCAACGGGUGCUCUUUGAGGAGGAGCGCUCAAAACGGCAGGCUCUUUUGGAAGAGUCCAUGGAAAAAGCCCAGGAGGAAUCAGAGAGGAUCAAGCAGGUGAUGAAGGAGCUGGAGGAGCAAACACACAGCAUCAAGGACUCUUCUGAGGGGCUCAAAUCGGUGAUUCUGAGCAAAUUUGCCCUCCUGAGGAAAGCCCUGGAGGAUUUCCAGUGGCAGACAGUGGCCAGAAUUGAGCAAGAGCAGGCAGUGGCACUGGGACGUGUGGGGGAGGACUGGACCCUCCUGAAGGACCGCCUGGACAUCCUCGGCCAGCACAGGGAGAGGGCUCAGCAACUCCUGGCCUGCCCCGAUAACAGGACCUUCCUCCAGGAGUUCCCCCUGCUCCCACCUCUGGAGAGCCCAGAGGCGCUGCUCCCCAUGGAAUUUGAUGUGGCUGGUGUGGUCAAGCCCAUCACUGAGAUCCUCGCCAACAUCUCCAGGCUUCUGCUGGAGGACCUGCCCAGCUGUGUGGCCCCCAAAGCCCCUGACCCUGUUGACCAAGGCCCAGUGCAUCCCCAGGAGAUGGUGGUGAAGGUGGCGGCCCACCUCCCUGAUUGCCAGCUCCGAGCUGAGCUUCUAAAGGGUGAGGAGAACAUGGGAGUCUUAAGGGACAGCACUCUCCUGGGGUCCCCAGCAGACCAUCGCAACCUGACCUUUGAUCCCAAGACGGCCAACAAGUACCUGGAGCUGUCAAAAGGUAACCGGAAAGCCAAGCACAGCCCCAGCACCAUCUGCAGGCAGCAGGAGCAGGGACCCCGCUUCGAGCCCUGGCAGGUGCUGUGCACACAGGGCUACAGCCAUGGCCACCACUAUUGGGAGGUGAAGAUCUCCAGCCACUCCGUUGUCCUGGGGGUGACCUACCACAGCCUCUGCCAGGAGCGGAAGCAGGGACACAAGUUCAACAUCGGUCUGGACGGGGGCUCAUGGGGGCUGCAGGUGCGGGAAGAUUGCUACCUGGCCUGGCACAAGGGCCGGUCAGAGAAAAUCCAGGAACAGCUGUGUAGGAACCUGGGGGUUAGCCUGGAUUAUGGCAAGGGGCUCCUCUCCUUCUACGGGCUUGGGGAGAGGACAUGGCUCAUCCACUCCUUCCACAGUGUCUUCACCGAGCCCCUCUAUCCCGUUUUUUGGCUGUGCGAGGGGCGAGCAGUGGAGCUGUGCUGGAGGGAUUAAGCUGGCGCGACCGUGUGGCUCUGUGAACCAGACCACAAGCCAUAGGCUGGUGCCAUAGCCGAGCUGCAGCCAGUGGCUGCCACAGUGUGAGUGGGACCCCAGUGCUGAGGCCGGAGUGGGGAGCAGUGUUUUAACAGGAGCUGAUGAGGACACACAUGCAAAUGAACCCUCUGAUUUGCACAUGCCAAUAUCAUGCAGGUAGCACAGUUAGGGCAGGGGAAAGCGUGCAGGGGCCAGUCACUGUGCAAGGUGUAGAUGGGGUGAGGCGGGGAGAUAGGGACGGUAAAAGAAUGAGGUUUUUCCUCUUUCUCCCAUCCUUGCCCAAUCUCCCAAGUCCAAAUUUGGGGUGAGGGGGAUCCUGGAGAAGGGUGCUGUGGAGAAGGGUGCUGUUGGAGGGAGUCCUGUGCUCUCCCCAACCCUCCUGCUUUCCUCUUGCCACUCGUGGACAUGGCAGAGCAACUUUUUUGGGCGCCAUGCUACAGUUGUUCAUUGUACAAAGCUGCUUUCCCCAGUAAAGCUCUAUUUUCCUACUGGUUCGACCUUUGUGAUGGUGGGAGCGUGGGACCAAGCAGUGGGGGGUGAGCUAGGUGACCCUGCUCUGCACUAGAAGGUGCUUUAUUUACAGUAGCACUGCAAUAAGGAAACCUGGUUUCCUACAGCUCUGCUCUAAGGUUGAUCCAGCACAGAAUAAAAUCUGAAGCUUUGAUUGAAGCUUUUCCAAGGGCGAGACCGCAGGUCCGGGAUCUCCCCCCCGGAAUCCUGGUGAGGACUAACAGGGUGAAACUGGGCACUGGCUUCAAAGGUGCUUGGGAUGUGCAGGCCAGUGCCUGGGGAAUGGAUCUCAUCAGCUUGUUUCCUUUGGGGGGAAAAAAAAGGGUUUAAAAGGCUCAAUCUCCUUCUUCAUGGA